Molecule: messenger RNA, 1368 nt
Organism: Protopterus annectens (West African lungfish)
Lineage: Eukaryota; Metazoa; Chordata; Ceratodontiformes; Protopteridae
Product: deleted in malignant brain tumors 1 protein-like
Exons: 7
Coding region: 37-1368 (443 amino acids)
Cellular component (GO): membrane
Source: RefSeq, a predicted model, not a curated record
AAGAAAUGACAACUUAGCACUGGCACUGCUCUGAAGAUGUGUAGGAUAAUACAAUGUAUUUUCUUUGUAUCUGUCUUUGAAAUUCUUCUUGCAGCUGAACUGCGAAUUGUAAAUGGUCCAGAUCCAUGCUCUGGAAGAGUGGAAGUCUAUCAUAAUAGUGAAUGGGGUACAGUGUGUGACGAUCACUGGGACAUAAGUGAUGCUAAUGUUGUCUGUAGAGAACUGGGAUGUGGAACUGCCAUUUCAGCACCCGGAAGUGCUCACUAUGGACAAGGAACUGGGAAAAUAAUGAUGGAUGAUGUAAACUGUGGAGGAUCUGAAUCUUCACUGAAAUCUUGUUCCUUCAAUGGAUGGGAAAAGAAUAACUGCGUACAUGGUGAAGAUGCUGGAGUUCAAUGUGCAGUUGAACUGCGACUAGUAAAUGGCUCAGAUCCAUGCUCUGGAAGAGUCGAAGUCUAUAAUAAUAAUGAAUGGGGUACAGUGUGUGAUGAUCACUGGGACAUAAAUGAUGGCAACGUUGUUUGUAGAGAACUGGGGUGUGGAACUGCCGUUUCAGCACCAGGAAGUGCUCAUUAUGGACAAGGAAAUGGAUCAAUAAUGAUGGAUGAUGUAAGCUGUAGUGGAUCUGAAUCUUCACUGAAAUCUUGUUCCUUCCGUGGAUGGAAAAUUCAUAACUGCAAUCAUGGUGAAGAUGCUGGAGUUCAAUGUGCAGAUGAACUGCGGCUAGUAGGUGGCUCAUAUCCAUGCUCUGGAAGAGUGGAAGUCUAUAAUAAUAGUGAAUGGGGGACAGUGUGUGACGAUUACUGGGACAUAAGUGAUGCUAAUGUUGUCUGUAGAGAACUGGGAUGUGGAACUGCCAUUUCAGCACCUGGAAGUGCUCACUAUGGACAAGGAAAUGGGACAAUAAUGAUGGACAAUGUAAACUGUAGCGGAUCUGAAUCUUCACUGAAAUCUUGUUCCUUCCCUGGAUGGGAAAAGCAUAACUGCAAUCAUGGUGAAGAUGCAGGAGUUCAAUGUGCAGUUAAAAUGCGACUAGUAAAUGGCCAAAAUCCCUGCUCCGGAAGAGUGGAAAUCCUUUAUAAAAAUGAGUGGGGAACAGUUUGUGAUGAUAACUGGGAUAAAAAUGAUGCUAAUGUUGUCUGUAGAGAAUUGGGAUGUGGAGCUGCCAUUUCAGCACCAGGUUCUGCUGCCUAUGGACAGGGAACUGGACCAAUAAUGCUGGAUGAUGUAAACUGUCAAGGAUCUGAAUCUUCACUGAUGCAGUGUUCCUUCAGAGGAUGGAAACAACAUAACUGUGGACAUGGCGAAGAUGCUGCAGUUCAGUGCACAGGUCCACUGGAGAUGCAGACUCUCUUAUAUUAUAACUAA